This is a messenger RNA of Lethenteron reissneri (Far Eastern brook lamprey), 3901 nucleotides long. RefSeq names its product E3 ubiquitin-protein ligase TRAF7-like. Gene Ontology annotation, biological process: Notch signaling pathway; ribosomal large subunit assembly. The record is from RefSeq and is a predicted model, not a curated record. Gene Ontology annotation, cellular component: nucleolus. Gene Ontology annotation, molecular function: zinc ion binding; protein binding. Lineage: Eukaryota; Metazoa; Chordata; Hyperoartia; Petromyzontiformes; Petromyzontidae.
AGGAGGAGGAGAGAGAGGCAGUCAAACAAAUUCUUACCCCGGGCAAAGUGGCCGUUUCAAUAGCAGUGGCCGUUUCAAUAGCCUGUUUAUGAGGCUUCUAUGUCCGAGUUGCUGCACACAAGACGGCCUGUCUGCCGCAACGUACUCAGGAAGCUGUUGAAUUUAACUUUUAUUUCAAGCUCGUUUCCCCCCCACCCCUUUCUCCCUACGAAUGUUACUUUCCGCUCAAAGCGGCCGAAGCUAGUGGCUGUGGCAUAGUUCAACGCCUGCUUGCAAUUCAGGGCCUCAACUUCGGCAAGAGCGAUGAGUUUCAACAAAGCUCACCGCUACGGCCGGCAAGUCAAUGGGACUCACUCGGAUAAUGGCAUCACUUCGCCCAUGGAUUCCUACAGCUCUGGCUUCAGCGGCUCCGUAAAUGCCAGCAAAUCUGACAACAGCUGCUCGUUCACACAGCACAGGGCGAGCGCCGCGCCAGCAGGGCCCACGAGUAGCCACCCGACACGAGACGGAGAACCGCAUCCCGGAACUGGAUCCCGGCGGUCAGACUCUGCCAUCUCCGUGCACUCUCUGCACUCCGAGUCCACGCUCUCGAUCCGCUCCACGUUUUCCCUGCACGGUCCUGAGGAGGAGGAGCAGCAGGAGCCGCUGGUGUUCGUGGACCAGCCGUCGGGGAAGCUCACGUGCCAGCUGUGCGGACGCGUCUACCGCGAUCCCGUCAUCACCACCUGCGGGCACACGUUUUGUCGAAAAUGCACCUUGACGGCCGACAAGUGCCCGGCCGACCUAGCCAAGCUGAGCGUGGUGGUGAGCAACAUCGCCGUGGCGGAGCAGGUGGGCGAGCUCGAGGUCCGCUGCAAGUACGGCUGCCGCCCUGCGGGCAACCCGCUGGGCGCCACGGCCGCCCCCCUCUUCCGGCCGUCGGGGUCCUACGACUACGAAUCGGACCCCCAGGGCUGCCCCAUCACCAUCAAGAUGUGCCUACGCAAGGAGCACGAGGAGACCUGCGAAUACCGUCCCGUUCAAUGCCCCAACAACCCCGACUGCCCCCCGUUGCUCUGGACUCACCUGGAGGCCCACCUGCGCGAGUGCAAGCACAUCAAGUGUCCGCACGCCAAGUACGGGUGCGACUUCGUGGGGAACGACGACACGGUGCCGGCACACCUGUCGCGCUGCCGGUACGAGGCGGUGAGCGAUUACCUGCGCGCGUGCGAGGAGCGCUUUGGCGAGAUGCGGCUGUCGCUGACGCAGCGCGACCAGGAGCUCGCCUUCCUGCGGAGCAUGCUGGGCCGCCUCGCCGAGCGCCUGGAGCAGCUCGAGAAGUCGGUCGACGUCAAAUUCGACAUGCUACAUGAAAAUCAGACGAAGCUGGGCGAAGAGCUGAUGGAGUUCCGUAGAGAUACCACACUGCUGAGCGAUGAGAUGUCUCACAUCAACGAUCGGCUCAACAUGGGCGUCCUGGGAUCUUAUGAUCCCCAGCAGAUCUUCAAAUGCAAGGGCACCUUUGUGGGCCACCAGGGGCCCGUGUGGUGCCUUUGUGUGCACGUCGGAGGGGACCUACUGUUCAGCGGUUCGUCCGACAAGACCAUCAAGGUGUGGGACACGUGCACUACUUACAAGUGCCAGAAGACAUUGGAAGGGCAUGACGGCAUUGUGCUGGCUCUGUGCAUACAGGGCAACAAGCUCUACAGCGGAUCUGCCGACUACAACAUAAUAGUGUGGGACAUCCCGACGCUGCAGAAGGUGAGCAUGAUGCGGGCUCACCACAACCCGGUGUGCACGCUGGUCGCCGCCAACGGCAUGCUGUUCAGUGGCUCGCUCAAGGCCAUUCGGGUGUGGGAUAUCGACGGUGUGCAGCUCAACCUCAAGAAGGAGCUGGCAGGACUCAACCACUGGGUGCGGGCGCUCGUGGCCUCGCAGAACCACCUCUACAGCGGCUCCUACCAGACCAUCAAGAUCUGGGACAUCCGCACGCUGGAGUGCGCGCACGUGCUCGAAACCUCGGGCGGCAGCGUCUACUCCAUCGCCGUCACCUCGCACCACAUCGUGUGCGGCACCUACGAGAACGUCAUCCACGUGUGGGACCUGGAGCGGAAGGAGUGCAUCCGCACGCUGACGGGCCACGUGGGCACCGUGUACGACCUGGCCGUCAUCUCCACGCCCGACCAGACCAAAGUGUUCAGCGCCUCCUACGACCGCUCGCUCAGGGUGUGGAGCAUGGACAACAUGAUCUGCACGCAGACGCUGGUGCGGCACCAGGGCAGCGUGACGGCGCUCGCCGUGUCCCGUGGACGCCUCUUCUCCGGCGCCGUCGACAGCACCGUGAAGGUGUGGACUUCCUAAUUACGUCGCAUGCUGGUCACGAGACGUCGCACCGCGCCUCGGGCGAAGUGGCCGCCAAACACGGCUCCAACCGCGCAAGCUGCGUCAUGGCGCAGAAGAGUUAAACUGGACAUCGCCGAUGUAGUCUGUAGAUAGCUGAUGUCGUCACGUGACGGUUGCUUGGCGCAGCGUCUUAGACGGGCGUGAAACGGGGGCCUCCUGAUCUGCAGCUCCUGCGUGCCCCGCCACGGUGUGGCUUUCAGCGUUUGUCAAUCUUCAUCAGGAAUGCACGAAAGUGCACGUACGUGCAUGCGCUAGGAUCGCGAACUGAAUUUGUACGAACAUCACCACGUGUCGGAUAUUCCAUCCAUAUCGACACUUCACGACGAUACGUGCAUUGAAUCGCAUAGAAUCGUAUUUGCUGUAUGUGAUGAGUUCACUUAACUCUUGCAGCCACAUUCACCAAAACGUAAAAACAAUAACCUGUUCUUGAAUCGAAUCGCAGCCGUACAUCGCGGCAAAUUUUAUUAGCACUCCCUGUAUACAUGAGGCCAACACGCACACACAAACGGGGAUCAAUAUCUAAAUUUUGAAUCGGCGCCCUCUGCGUCAUGUGGGACAUGCUUACCAAUCCUUGGGCACACAUAACAACCUCAUUUGUAACAACCUCAUUGCGUAGAAACGAGCACAUUUAUACGUGAACUGAAGAUUGGUAAAAGUGGUAAGGACCGCACCCAUGGUGGGUUGUGAGUACAGGAGUUUAUGAGAAUCAAGCCUCGGCAAGACAUUAAAAAAAAACGGUUCUUCUAUUGUAGAUGCUUACUUUGUCCACCACGAGGACCUGCAGCUUUGAGUAAUGAGAAAAAGACUUGCAGUGACAAUCAGGAGCAUGCAUUGACAUACUGAGACUUAUACGAUUGACACUGCAGCCACAUCACGAGACUUUAAAUGCUUUUACUCUCAUUCACGACCUCGGAUCGGAAGAGGUGGCUUGCAACUUGGGACAUUGUGAGAAUUAGUUUUUGUUUUGCGUGAAUAGGUUCGACUAAAUUUUCUUAGAUUUUUAUUUUCGUUUGAAAAGGGAUAUUUGCAUCGUCACAUUUGUUAGCAUUGCCGCCGAUCGUACCGCCAACAUCACGAGCAUCACCGGCAGCGUCGGUCAUCUUUACUGUCAGUCAUCAUGAUGAUUGUUAUCAGCAUCAAUCAAUCAUCAGAAUCCCAGGGUAGAUAAAAUAGGUACCACCCCGUGAAGCUAAACCUCUUGGUGGUGAGUAAGUCGUCGGUCACCUCUGUAUUGCAUAGAAGUGUACGGAUAAUUUGCGCAAAAAAAUGCCAUUGCUGUACCGUACUGUGCUCAGAUGUGACUGCACUUCCCGCAUUCACCGACCCGCACUGACCAGCAUGGUGAAGUAUGGUCAAACAACCCCCACGACUUACGUGGCGUGGGGGGAGGUCUUCCAGCAGUGGUAAUAGGCAACAGGGGCUGUGCAUGCACACGCUGUCGACUGCCUAAACGCAACCGCAUCUUAGCGUUGCUAAAUAUUGUGCCUAAGCGUGUGCAAGCGGCGGAAGUAUGCAUCCA